Messenger RNA from Ricinus communis (castor bean), 1149 nucleotides. RefSeq lists its product as uncharacterized. Gene Ontology annotation, biological process: shoot system development; root development. The record is from RefSeq and is a predicted model, not a curated record. Bases 73 to 1014 code for a protein of 313 amino acids. The transcript has a single exon. Lineage: Eukaryota; Viridiplantae; Streptophyta; Magnoliopsida; Malpighiales; Euphorbiaceae.
AUUGUUCCUACAGCUAGUAUAAAUACCUUAACCAAUCUGUUCAUAUGCUCAACCAUUGAAGCUUACCAUUCCAUGUUGAAGAAAAUUACUAUGCCACCUUUCUCACCAAAGCCUACUCCUUCUUACAGGGUUCGGUCGAUUAGCUUUCCUGCUAGAUCACACCCUAAUAUUCGCAGAAUUGAAGAGGAGUUGAACAAGCUCAGUACUUCUUGGAAUGAAUCAUCAUCAGUGAAUGCAGAAAGAGUUCAAGCUCGGCUAACUGGACUUAAAGAGAUAUACACAUGCAUAGAGAGUCUCUUAAAUUUGCCAUUGACCCAACAAGCUCUUGCCCAACAUCAACAGGAGAAAUGGGUUGGUGACAUGUUAGAUGGCUUGAUAAGGCACUUGGAUGUGUGCAGCAACACAAGGGAUGCUAUUUUGUUGAUGAAGGAAUCCGUUCGAGAACUUCAAUCAGCUCUUAGAAGAAGCAAGGCUGGUGGGGAAUUAAGCAUCGAAAGCAAUAUCAAUGCUUAUUUUUGCUCGAGAAAGAAGAUGAAAAAAGAAGCAGCAAAGUUUCUUGCAGCAUUGAAGCAGAAGGCCAACAGCAUAUCCUCUAUGUUAAAUGCAGAUGAUCAUUAUCUUGCUGCAGUAGUUAAAUCACUUAGAGAAGCGAACUGGGUUAGCAUUUCAAUAUUUAGCUCACUCUUAUUGUUCCUCUCAGCACCAAUCUUGAAACCAAAAACUAGUAAAUGGUCUUUGAUUUCAAAAUUGGUGCACAAAGGAGUUGCAGCAUCUGAAAGCCAAGAAGAGAACAUGAAUGAGUUGGAGAAUGUGGAUGUUGCACUAACCAACCUAUUAGUGCCUAAUUCAGGCAAUGUUUUAGAUCAAGAAGAGAAGGUACAAUCUGCACAGAGAAUGCUGGAAGUUUUAGAUAUCAGCAUUGAAGAAUUAGAAAAUGAAUUGGAGUGCUUGUUUAGACACCUAAUUCAUACUAGAGUCUCCCUUCUGAACAUAGUUUCUCACCAACUAGAGUGACUUGAACAGCAAUUUGUAAAGAAAUGUAGCAUCCUCAAGUUUUUGGAGGAUCUAUAUUGUUUGAGAUCUUAUAUGUACAAUUAAUCAUGUUCAUCAAUCUCAUUGUACAGUGAAAGAUUGGAAUAAAAUUCAAAU